ACGGCGACCAAGCAAACUCGCAUUGAAGUGACCAAGAAGAACGGCGCCAAGCUAGUAGCAGGAAUCAUAGGCUCGUCUGUGGGUGCGGGUGUAGGUACCUUGAUCAAGGCAGACCCUGGAGCAGGCCUGGGCAGCAUGCUGGGAGGUGUGGCAGCGUAUGCCAUUGUAGAUCAACUGAUGUGA
Sphaeroforma arctica JP610 is the source of this 183-nucleotide messenger RNA. RefSeq lists its product as hypothetical. The annotation marks the transcript as partial. The record is from RefSeq and is a predicted model, not a curated record. NCBI's taxonomy places the organism in Eukaryota, Ichthyosporea, Ichthyophonida. The transcript has a single exon.